This is a messenger RNA of Paraglomus brasilianum, 144 nucleotides long. Lineage: Eukaryota; Fungi; Glomeromycota; Glomeromycetes; Paraglomerales; Paraglomeraceae. The record is from the annotation of a GenBank genome assembly.
AUGUCGCCCCAGUGGACAGAGACUGAAGACAACUUGCUAAGAGUCUUAGCACAUCAGCAUGGCGGAAAUUGGUCUCUUAUUGCAGAAAGGCUCUGCAAAGCUACUAAUAUAAUGAGGACUGCAAAACAGUGUAAAGAUCGGUAA